GUGUGUAUGCUGUGUGUAUAGUGUGUGUGUUUGUGUGUUCCCUGUAUGUGCAUGCAGCCGGGCAGCAGUGAGAGAGGAGGGGCGCAAAUUGGACAAGUUUUUCGGGGGAGAGAAGAGACUUUAGAAAUCAGCCACACACACGCACUCUCGGCAGCCUCAUAUGACACGGCUCAGACCUGCGGCUUUCCUCAGCACCUAUGUCCUGUUUUCUAACCUUCUUCCACAAAAAAGACGCGCUUUUUACAUUCAGAAGUGAUCUUACACAUUUUUUGGCGUUUUUGAAAUUUCCUUUGUAACUCCAGGGUUAGCGGGAUUUGCGCGACUUUUGAACUUUGGAUGCUUGGAUGGUUUCAGGAGCGCUUCCAAGUGCGCAAAAAAACGUGCCGAGUGCCAUUGAAACCGACUGAUGCCCCCCUCUCUGUCUGACUCGCCGUGAAUCAUGUCACGCCGGAAGCAGAAGCGACCCCAGCAUCUAGUUAACGCGGAUCCGGGGGGCCCAAGGCUGCUAUCUCACGAUGAGCACCUGGGCAUGAAAUCACCGUCCACAUCUCUUGGCUCAGAAGUCACCUCAUCAGGGUCCUCCUCCUCAUCCCCCACCUCUCUCCAAGACUGCCAGCCGCCUCUGGCCCCUCGCCCAUCCCCUGGUGGGCUCCACGCGCCCUCCCUGCCCAGCGAGAGCUCGCCUCCUCCUCACUGGCCCAGCCACAUCGCCCCCUUCACCACCUCCCUCCCCAACACCCACUCGUCCCUCUCACCAGAUUUUCCCCACCCCUCACUGUCAUCCCAGACUCACUCACCUCCACCGCUGGGUCAAACCUCAGGUUCCCACCAAGGAAACUCUCACUCCACCAUGACCUCCCCACCGAUAGGCAACUCAGCCACCACCACUACCUCCUCCUCCUCUUCGUCUUCCUCCUCUUCCUCUUCUCUGUGUGUGCCACCUCACCGUGACAGCUCCAGUCCAAGUCAGCAGCAGGCCUCCAGCUCUUUCGGGCAGCAAGGACAGAUCCAGGUGCCACCGACCCUGGCAGUACUCCUUGAGGAGCUGAGGGUGUUACAGCAGAGGCAAAUCCACCAGAUGCAGAUAACGGAGGAGAUCUGCAGGCAUGUCCUAAGGCUUGGAGGGGCUGUCUUUGGUCAAGAUAAUAAUUCACCAGCCACUGGCGCAGACAGUAAUCAGAAAUCUACAGGAGCAGCAUCUUCGUCACCAACGCACCCCUCCACUGCCACACCAGUAACCACAGCCUCAUCACUUUUGACUAGCCUUCCAUCUUCACUCUUCCCCCAGCCAUCUGUCUCCAAAUCAGGUGCUUCACAAGUUAAUGGCAGCAGACCUGCAUCCUCCUCUACCUCUUCCUCAUCUAUUUCAUCCACUAUCAGCUCCUCUGCUGCAUCCCUACACCCAUUGUCCCUGUCAUUGGGCCUGCCACCACGCUACCUCCAUGAGAAAUCAUCCAACACCUCAUCAUUUGGUCAUAGUAAUGGUAUCGGUUUCCCAACUCCCCCCCUCCCUACCACCAGCCAUUCCCAGGAUCUGCAGCCCAGUUCCUCUCUGGGAUCUGCCUCGUCAACGGGACGACCUCAACAUGUGUGCCGUUUUUGCGGGAAGGUGUUAAGCAGCGAUUCAUCGCUCCAGAUUCACCUGCGGUCACAUACAGGUGAAAGGCCCUACCAGUGUCCAGUCUGCUUGAGCCGAUUUACAACCAGAGGGAACCUCAAGGCCCAUUUCCUGAGACACAGAGAGCAGAACCCAGAGCUGUCCCUCUCCCUGCUGCCUCCAGCGCUGUCUGAGCAAACACAGAGUGGCUCUGUCUCUGGUACCAUCCAGAGGAGGAGAAAACGGCGGGCUGAUGAUGACGAGUCAUUUCAUGGAGUGAAAGGAAGCAUUCCCGGCAUGACAGAGAACAUGGCUCUAGGAUUCCUGUCAGGGACAUCUACACGGCCCUCACCUUCCUCCCUACCUCUGCCCCCCUCAGUUGAUAUGGCGUUGCUGUCCACAGCCCACUCACUGCUACAGCUGAACAGGGCUUCAGCUGCAGCUGCUGCCAGUGCAUCUAGCACUGUACUGCCAUCUUCCUCCUCAUCCUCAUCUUCCUCUUCCUCCAUGGGCAAUCAGUUCAAAGGAGCAAAGCAGCAACGAUUUGAUGAAAACACACCUCCUCACUCUGCCCUCCAUACAACCUCCCCAUACUCUCAACUGGCCCACCUCCCCAAGAUUCUCUUCCCUGGAGGUGCCUCCCCUCAUCACCUUGCACUUCUCCGGCCCCCAGCCCAUCCAUCCACCUCCCACCUCACUUCGCCUCACCAGCUACCCUUCCCCUUUCCACCUUUCCCCAAGCCAUCCACCUCCUCCCCCUCUUCAUCCUCUCCAACCACAUCUACCCAGACCUCAGACACCUCCAAGUUGCAGCGUCUGGUACAGAAGCUUGAAAAACAGCCACAUGGCGGUGCCUCUUCUUCCUCCACCUCCUCACAAACUCUUGCUGAAGCAAAUGGGGACACACACGGCCAUGACCUGACCACAACCUCUAGUGCCUAUCGCAGGGAAAUGUUGGCAGCUCUUGGCCUGAGCCCAAGUACCAAUGCAGCACUAGUGACCAGCCCAGGUGUCUCAGGCUCUGACACUACAACUACCACAACUACCCUUUCUCUGCCUACUGCCCAGGCUGCUAAUCAGUGUGGAGUGUGCCUCCGUGUCCUCAGCUGCCCCCGAGCUCUGCGUUUGCACCAGGCCACACAUCUGGGUGAGCGGCCGUUCCCAUGUAAGCUGUGUGGUCGUUCUUUCUCCACAAAGGGCAGCCUUAGGGCCCACUUGGCCACUCAUCGUGCAAGACCGGCUAACUCCCGUACCCUGAACUCCUGCCCAUUGUGCCCGCGCAAGUUCACCAAUGCUUUGGUUCUUCAGCAUCAUAUCCGCUUGCACCUAGGAGGGCAAAUACCACCUGAUGAAGAUAUGCCUAAUGAAGACAGCGCAGAAACGCAGAGCGCUCUCUUUGAUGAAGGUGAGAAUGACUCCACUGUCUCCCCAUCUAACGCCCAACUCCUUCCUCUGGCUUUAACAACAGGCUCCAAGUCUCAAAUGGAUGCUCUCAACUCAGGGUCCACUCCUAAGCAAUCCACAGCUGCUGAUGCCACUUCUGUUAAGACAGAGGAAUCAGAGGGCUCAACGCCCAGUGUAAGCCCACCCCUGACCCGUGAUCCCCCCUCAGUGGGAGCUAAGGACCCCCUGCGUCUGGGAGACAACACUUUAGCCGAUGGUUGCCCCAUGAACUCUGAGGAGGAGAUCCAUGCUGACCUGGGCAGCACUAGCCCUUUCAAAGCACCCUUAGCUGUUUCUCAUUCAGCUGUAGUGAAUGGAGACACAGAAGCAGAUGACACCCCCCUUUCCCUCUGUAUUUCAAAGCCGGGAGUAGAAAAUAGAGGGGUUAAUCAUGAUGAAUCCUCCUCCACAGACAAACCCAUCCCUGAUUCUAGCCCAAAACCCCCAGCUGAAAAUCCUUUACCUGCUCUUACCCCGCCUGCCACUCCCAAAGCUACCCCUGAAGCAGAAGAGGCCUGUGGCAGUGUACCACAGGAGACACAAGAGAGAGAUGCUGUCCAAAGCAAAAGCAAGAGUGAGACGACUGCACCCAGAGAGCCUUUGCCAGUUUUGGAUGCAGAGCUGGAGAAGGAGAGUCCAGUGAAGGAGGGUUAUGGUGUGCCAGAAAAGCCUUCAGGGGACCCUGAGCCUUCUGUCCCAGCACCAGCACUGCACACCCAGCCUCCUCGGCCAGACAAACCCUAUAGCUGCACCCAAUGUGGAAAGGCAUACGCCAGCCGUAGUGGACUUAAGGGCCAUAUGAAAACACACCCUGCAGUUCUGACCAAUAUGCCUUCCAAGGCUCAAACCAAUGACAAUGACACUGUGGAGGAUUGCAGUUCACACUCAGCCAGUAAGAACCCGGGACAGCAGGAGGAAAAGCAGGGAUUGGCUAAAUCCCCUGAGAAAGGUGACAGCACAGAGCCUCCACCAAUCAGUGUUGUUUCUAAUGCAGCGGACGAGCCUAUGGACACUACUGUGUAGAAGAGUUAGUAUUGUUAAAUGGCUGCAGUCAGUCUUAAAUGGAUCCUGACAAGGGAAUGUAUUUUUUUAAUAGAAUGACAUUUGUUUUCUAGAGUUAUUCAUUCUAACUCCUGUUUACCUUUUGUAUUAGGCACAUAGAUCCAGUUUGUAUUGUAGUUACAUUGUAGUAACAUUACGAGAGAUUUGUGAAUGUAGUAUUUUAGCUAUGUAUUUUUGUAUUUCAAAGACCACAGUGAGGCCUUAUCGUACACACUUCAUAGCAUUUUCACAAUGAGAAUUAACUGUUACGCUUUUGUUUUUUGCUGAUAUCUAAUUCAGCACAUUCUGUAUAAGCUGAUUUGAAUAAGAGGACAGUCCAGAAUUUUACAAGAUGAACUCCAUACCAAAACAGGCCAAAUUAGCGACGGCCAAUGUGUGUAAAUAUGAACUGCGGUUGCAUUAUAUGUGGGGUUUUGUUUUAUUUUUACUUUCUUUUUUCCUAUUUGUAAUGCCAUGCUGCUGAAAGCAUGUUUCUGAUGUGCUGAGUUGCACUGUGAGUUGCACUGUGUCCUGUGCUGCCGAAACAUCAACUUAAAAACAUGUUAGCAAUGAUGAUAACCAUGACGAUGUUGAUAAUAAUAAUGAUGACGAUGAUUGUGUUGGAUUAUCAGUACUUUUGUGAGCAGUCCUUGUACUUCUAGCCGUAAACUUUGCUAGCAGCUAAUUACCUUAUGAUGAUUGUAAAUGGUCUUUCUUGUUGCUGAUGCUGUCGACAACAAGGAUGAUCCCUGUCGGUUAUAAAUCCCCCUCCUCUGUCUUUCUUUCCCCCCCUACCCUCCUCUUUGCUCUGCUCUCCUCUCUCAAAGCACUUGAGAGUUUUCUGCUCCUGCAGAAAUAAUCUACACUCACUACAUUCCUGCUUCGCCCAUUUUAGUAUUUGUAUGCUUUGCUCGAUCCUUCGUAAACCUUUUUUUGUAGCAAUGACAAAAUAUGUUCCAUGCUUCCUACAUGAUGUAUAAAAGAUAAUUAAACAAUG
Scatophagus argus is the source of this 5078-nucleotide messenger RNA. RefSeq names its product sal-like protein 2. Gene Ontology annotation, molecular function: RNA polymerase II cis-regulatory region sequence-specific DNA binding; DNA-binding transcription factor activity, RNA polymerase II-specific. Gene Ontology annotation, cellular component: nucleus. The coding region runs from base 440 to 4063 and encodes 1207 amino acids. Gene Ontology annotation, biological process: regulation of transcription by RNA polymerase II. NCBI's taxonomy places the organism in Eukaryota, Metazoa, Chordata, Actinopteri, Scatophagidae. The transcript is spliced from 3 exons. The record is from RefSeq and is a predicted model, not a curated record.